Messenger RNA from Paramecium tetraurelia, 885 nucleotides. RefSeq lists its product as uncharacterized. The transcript is spliced from 3 exons. Lineage: Eukaryota; Ciliophora; Oligohymenophorea; Peniculida; Parameciidae. The record is from RefSeq and is a predicted model, not a curated record.
AUGAAUUAAAAAAGAUAGCACCAGGAAUUUAUUGAAAAAUUACCUUGGGAUGAUUAUAUGCAUCAUAUUCCUAUUGUUGGAGCUAGUUUAACUAUUAUAUCAAUGAUAUUUGAGUAUAACAUAGUAGUGGUUACAAAUUUGUUGACAUCUGGAUUAUGGAUUUACUAUUUAGAGAGAUCAAAAAGAGAUAUGUUGAAAUAUUAUAAAUCUGAGAUGCAGGAUAUUGUGGGUAAAAUAAUGGAAACUGAGCCUAGAGUUUAAGUGGAGAUCAAAAAGUUCAAUUCCAUUUAAAGAAAUACCUAAGCAUAUUUCUAACUUUUUAUUUUUACUUUCAUCUUUUAGAUUUUAGCAUUAUACAUAGCCUAUUCAGGAGUCUUAACUUAUAAAAAUCCCCUGGAUUUAGCAUGUUAUUCAUUGCUUUGUUUAUUCAUAUUUUUAUCGAAUCGACACUUUGAAAGUAGAUACCAAUCAGAAUACAAUAGAGAGUUGAUGCUUUAGAUAAGAGUGUUAUAGGGAGGAUUGAUAGUGUUAUCAAUUGUGAUGUCAAGAUAUGCAAUUCAAAAAAUGGAUGAUUUUUACAAUUAAUUUGUAGCCUUUGGACUAUUGCUAUGUUCAGCUCUAUUUAGUUCUUACACCUUCCAUCGAUAUGGUAAGACGAGCAAAAAAUCAUUUACUUUACUUUUGGUAGGGGCAGUGUUUCUUUUUCUUAGUGAUGCUUUGAACAUUGUCUUGAAAGUGCAGAGGAAGGAAUUGUUUGAAUUGACAGCUAGUGCAAAUGUAUUGUACCACGUCGGUUACUAUUUUUUGGUGUGGAGCCUCUUUCUUCAUGCAAAAGCAUAUAAUGAUCAUUUUUUAUUAUUACUGAGAAUGAAGAUGAAUAUUUGA